AUGAUGAUGAUGAUGAUAUCAUGUGUCUGUGUGAAUGGAUGAACAUUCCGCUCCUCUUGUUGAGCCCCCCCUCAUUCCUUCACCCGCCGUUUCCGCAGCAACAGGGAAAAGAUGGCAGCCCUCGCGACCCUCACUCAGCUGUCAAGCGGGAACCCUGUAUAUGAGAGCUUUUACAGACAGGUGGACCCGGGGAACACCGGGAGGGUUGGACCCACAGAGGCUGCCUUGUUUUUGAAGAAAUCAGGCCUGCCUGACAUCACAUUAGGAAAGAUCUGGGAUUUAGCUGAUCCGGAUGGCAAAGGUUUCUUGGAUAAACAGGGAUUUUACGUUGCUCUGCGACUCGUGGCCUGUGCGCAAAGUGGACACGACAUCAGUGUUUCCAGUCUGAACCUCCCUGUUCCCCCUCCGAAAUUCAAGGACCACAGCAGCCCGUCACUGAGUUCGGUAACAUCAACCAACGAGAGCCACUGGGCGGUGCGGCCUGAAGAGAAGAGCAAGUUUGAUGGCAUUUUUGAAAGUCUUGCCCCAGUGAACGGAUUGUUGUCCGGUGAGAAGGUCAAACCAGUACUGAUAAACUCUAAACUACCUGUGGAUGUACUCGGAAAGGUUUGGGAUUUGAGUGACAUAGACAAAGAUGGGCACUUGGACAAAGAUGAGUUUGCAGUGGCUAUGCAUCUGGUGUACCGCGCCCUGGAGAAGGAGCCUGUUCCCUCGGUCCUGCCCUCCUCUCUAAUCCCUCCAUCCAAACGGAAGAAGUCAUCCGGCUCCUUGUCCAGCAUGGUGCCAGUGUUACCGGGCAGCCCACCUCCACCUAAAGACAGCCUGCGCUCAACCCCCUCUCACGGUAGCAUGAAUUCCCUGAACAGUGCUGGGAGUUUGUCCCCAAAACACACCAUUAAAUCCUCACAGCAUUCAGUAAACUGGGUGGUACCGGUCGCAGACAGGGGGCGCUAUGACGACAUCUUCCUCAAAACAGACACUGAUCUUGACGGUUUUGUCAGCGGCCAAGAAGUUAAAGAAAUCUUUAUGCAGUCCGGCCUUCCUCAGAACCUCCUGGCGCAUAUUUGGGCUUUGGCGGACACCAGGCAAAUGGGCAAACUCACACGCGAGCAGUUCUCCUUAGCCAUGCAUCUCAUUCAGCAGAAAGUCAGCAAAGGCGUGGACCCUCCGCAAUCUCUGACUCCGGACAUGAUCCCACCGUCCGAACGCGGCACCCCGGGACCUAGUCUGUCGGGUUAUAUGACACCAGUGGGCUCUGACAUGGCUGCGCUGACCGAGAUGCGCCGGGACAGCUCCAGCUCCGUGGGUUCAGGCGAAUUCACCGGGAUUAAAGAACUGGACGAUAUAAGUCAGGAGAUCGCUCACCUGCAGAGAGAGAAAUACACUUUGGAACAAGACAUUAGAGAAACAGAAGAAGCCAUCAGACACAAAACCACAGAGGUUCAGGAGAUGCAGAACGAUCUGGACCGAGAGGCGUCCACCCUCCAGGAGCUAGAGGCGCAGAAGCAGGAUGCUCAGGACCGGCUGGAGGAAAUGGACCAGCAGAAGGCAAAGCUGGAAGACAUGCUCAAUGACGUACGACAGAAGUGCCAGGAAGAGUCGCAAAUGAUCUCAUCCCUACAGUCCCAGAUCCACUCGCAGGAAUCUGACCUCCAGAGCCAAGAGGAAGAGCUGGGCCGGGCCAAGGCUGACCUGAACCGUCUGCAGCAGGAGGAAGCUCAGCUAGAGCAGAGUCUACAAGCUGGCAGGAUUCAGCUAGAAACCAUCAUAAAGUCCCUCAAAGCCACACAGGAUGAGAUCAACCAGGCCCGGAGCAAACUCUCCCAGAUCCAGGACAGCCAACAUGAGAUCAGUAAGAGCAUCGAGCAGUACAGCAGCACUCUGAACGGAACCCACGGGGGCAGCAUGACCAACCUGGCCGACAUGAGCGAGGGCUUUCCAGAGAAGGAGAACGGCGGUUUUGGGGCUAUGGAAGACCCUUUCAAGGUGAAGACUGCUGUGUUCAACAGCGCCCCUCAGGAGAUGCACACAGACCCCUUCCAGUCUGAAGACCCAUUUAAAACAGACCCAUUCAAAGGUGAUCCGUUCCAGAAUGACCCGUUCUCAAAGCAGACGUCCACAGCUGCAGAUCCUUUCGGUGGAGAUCCUUUCAAAGAGGCCGACCCAUUUAGGACCUCUUCUGAAGAUUUCUUCAAGAAACCCUCUAAGCCAGACCCUUUCAGCAACGCCGAUCCUUUUAGCAAAAGCGCCACUCUUCCCUCAAAGAGUCAUCAUUUCUCAAGUAACGACCCCUUCAGCUCCACCAGCCCCAAACCAAAAGGCCAAGAUUUCUUCGGCACUUUGGAUCCAUUCGGAAGCAGCUCGUUCGGCAGCAACAGCGGCUUUGCAGACUUCAGCCAAAUGUCAAAGGGCUUUGUAGACGACCCUUUCAGCCGAAAACAAGACAUGCCAGCUCUCCCGCCCAAGAAAAGCGUACCACCACGACCCAAACCACCCAGCGGUAAAAGCACUCCAGUAAACGUGCCCGGAUCUGCCGAUUCAGCCAAGACGAGCGACCCCUUCCAGCCCUUCAGUGCGGACCCCGCUGAUCCAUUUCAGAGUAAAAAGGGGGUGGGAGAUCCGUUUAGUGGCAAAGACCCGUUUGCUCCAUCUGCCUCAAGUAAAGCCUCUAAAGACUCUUCAUUGGGUUUUGCAGACUUCAGCUCUUUUGGGAAUGAAGCCCAGCAGAUGGAGUGGGCAAAGCGGGAAAGCGAGAGAGCGGAACGGGAGCGGCUGAAAAGACUCCGCCAGCAGGAGCAGGAAGACCUGGAGCUGGCCAUCGCUCUCAGCAAGGCCGAGAUGUCCAACGCCUGACCGCCUUCCCCUCAGAUCCACCCUUCUGUACACUACAGCGACGAUUGUGUGCGUGCGUGAUGGACCAAGAUAAAAUACAUGCAAGACCGUUAAACCUCUGUCCCUUUGUGUUCAUGUGCAGGAGGGCGGCCUGUGGUUUGUGAUUCAGCUAAUUCACUCGACAUGCACUGCAUUAACCUCUCAGAUGGAGUAUAUAGUUUAUUUAAAGUGUAUUUGUGUGUGUAAAUGUGCAUCAACAGAGCCAUGGACGUUUGAAGACCGUUAGCGGUCUCUGCAGAUCAUUAUCUCCACUGGUUGGGAAAAAAAGGGACUGAGAAACCGCUAAGAAAGUUGCAUUUGGAUCCCAGGUAGGGUCGAAGCAGAAACUUGAAUUACCGACGCUACACUCCCUCCUUUCGAGCCCUCGAGCAAGGCACUUAAUUCCAGGUUUCUUCUUGAAUUCAUUUGCUGUAAGCGUACUGUAAGUCGAUUUGGAUAAAGAGUAUCUGCUAAAUGAUAACUUUUACUGGCUCUGGCUGUAGUCAGUAUGGUACACACUGGAAUUACAGCAGCGCCUGCAGACUAAACGUCUGUGAGGAGCUCUUGACGUGACGUAAAGCUGAACGAACGACAGUGUGAUUCUGGUAGUGUCGUUUGAGAGAGCUGUUUGAUUCAGAAGUGAACUCGUUUUUUUUUUCGUAGUACUGUUCAGAGAAGAAGGUUCAGCAAAGCUUCUACAAUUGCACUGAUUUAUUUUAUUUUAUUUUAAGUUUUUUCCCAUGUUAGAAGGUUUAGCUGAUUAACACCACUGCAGGACUCAACAGUAAGGAUUUUUUAUUUUUUUUUGUUGGCCCUAUUUUUAAAAUAUUGGCUAAAAAUAUUUUCUUCAAAACAUUUUGUCGUUAUAUUAUUUGUUCCAUCUGUCGUUCGCUGUGUAUUGUUCUGUCUGUUUGUUUGUGCUAUAUCUUUAAUUCUGUUCACUCUGCUUUCUCGAUUAUCUAUCGUUCGUUCGUUUGUUCGUUCAUUCUGUCGUUUCUUUUUAUUGUUCGUUCUGUCGUUUUUGUUCUAUCAUUUUUUUUUUAUCUGUCUCUCUAUCAUUCAUAUCUUCAUUCUUGCAUUCUGUUGUUUAUUUUUAUUCUUUCUGUCAUUUGUUCAUGUUUGUUCUAUCGUUAGUUUAUCUCUCUAUCUAUCAAUCGUUCAUUCUUUCAUUUUAUCGUUUUUGUUAAUUCUGUAAUUUCUUUGUAUUUUUUCUAUCGUUUGUAUGUAUGUAUCUAUCUAUUGUUUGUUUGUUUAUUCUUCGGUUAUUUUGUUCAUUCUGUCAUUUUAUUUGUUCUGUCGAUUGUUCCUAUCUAUUGUUCGUUUGUUCUGUUGUUUAUUUUAUUUGUUCGUUCUCUUUUCUGUUUAUUGUUUUAUCUAUCUAUUUUGUUCAUUCUUUCGUCUUGUUGUUUAUUUUAAUUGUUCAUUCUGUCAUUUUUUUUAUUGUUUGUUCUAUCAUUCAUUUCUAUUAAUCCAGUUCAUUCGUUCUUUCGUUCAUUCAUUCUUUUCUUAGUUAGCUUGUUCAUUCAUUCGUUCUGUUUAUUUUUAUUGUUCGUUCUCUCUUCAGUUUCAUCUUUGUUCAUUCUUUCGUUUAUUUUUUGUUUAUUCUGCCAUUUGUUGUUCUUAUUGUUUGUUCUAUUGUUCGUUUCUAUCUAUCUAUCUAUCCAUUUGUUCGUUCGUUCAUUCUUUCCUUCUAAUUUUUAUUUUAAUUGUUUAUUUAUUGUUUUUUUUUCUGUUAUUUGUCCUGUAUUGUUUGUUCUUUUUUAGUCUGUCUGUCUAUCUAUCUAUUGUUUGUUUGUUCAUUUAUUUGUUUGUUCAUUCAUUCUAACGUUUAUUUUUAUUGUUUGUUCUGUCAUUUGUCCUGUAUUGUUUUUUCUUUUUGUUCUAUCUAUCUAUCUAUCUGGGUGUCUAUCCUUCCUUCCUUUGUUUGUUUGUUUGUUCAAUCUGUCGAUCAUUCUCUUUGGAUUGAUGUACAAGAUCAACACAUCUUGUAUAUCAAUCUUGUACAGAUCUUGGGAUUUGAAAACGUUUUCACACUGGCACAUCUUUUGAGCCAACCUUAUCGUUGAGUCCUGCACUGUGGUAUAAAAUUUGGUUGCAUAAACAAAAACAAGCGCCUCCAUGAUAUGUAUGUAUUUGUUUACUAUUUAGAUAUGUAUACUUAUUGUGUAUCUGCAUAAUCCGCGGACCUGAAAGCACAAUUCUUACAUUGUGCUAGAUAGUAAAAACACUUUUGUUUUAAUCUAUAAAUAUACCCGGAUUUUCAGUUAUUUGUAAUCUGCGGAACAGAUUUAAAUGCGUUAAAAUGUUAAACAGAGUCUGGAUUACUAAACACCCGUUGGUCACUGAAAGCACAAUCAAUUUAGCCUAAAUAACAUGGCAAUGUACACUUCAGGUGCAAGUGCUGUUGUCAUUUAUUGUUUGCUUAACCCUAAUUUUUAUUCAGUAUUAAUUUGACUUGAACGUUUUGGUGACGGUACAUCCUGGCACAUGUCAAACCUGUGUUUUUGUACGAUUUAAUAAUCGUACUACAUAACAAUACACACUUUUUUUUUUUAAUGUACCAUCUACUGUUAUUUUUAACAGUAGAUUCUUUAUUUGGUACUAUUAACAUUUUUAUCUGUGAUUUGUAUUCAUUCAUCAAACCUCGGAUCAUUGGAAUUGCUGUUCGUUACGGUAAAAAUGUCCUACGCAAUGAUUGAUGCUCUUGUCCGACGUUGUGGAAACAAAUGCUGUUUAAUGUUAAGACGAACAACUGUGACAUAUCUCAUUACACUGCUAACUUUCAGCUACGUCAUCUUUCUGUCACUUUUUUUUUAAGUCUGUUCCUCUUUUUUCUUUACUUCCAAUCAGCUUGUGUUGUUUUGGCCGCAAAUAGCUGCUCGACACUUCUUGGUCAUGUUAGUGUCACACUAAAACAGUGUUACUUUGUCUUAUUUAAAGUAUGUCAAAUGUAUUAGUUGGAGCCUAGCUCACACUGAAACUCAAACCGAUUUAUGUGAUUCCAGUACUACACUAAUCUUCAGUCAGUUGAGCGUUUUAACAAAACUGAUUGUCUUCAGGACUGGAAUCGAAAGCUGUUGUGUCUCAGACACGGAGAACGUCAGUUUCUGGCCUAUGAAGGGUUUUAUUUUGUAAUGUAGGCUGGGAGUAGGCUUAUGUUGUUGGUCUUGGCUUUUUUGCCUUUUACUGUUAACAAUAACAAAACAAUUCAAACUGAACAAAGAUUUUGUUAGCACUCCUGUUAUGCUGUAUUCGUCCUUUAUACCUCCAUUGUGCAAUAGUUUGUAUAUUUUAUGUUGUAAUACCUGUAAAUUCACUUCAUGUUUUCAUAUCCUGUUUUAUUAUCCAUAUUUUUAUUAAUUAAAGUGUUUUUUUUUAGUAACAGUUAUAAUUUUGGGUAUACGUCCCGCAAAGCUGAAUGCAUUCCUUUUUGGCCUGCCUUUAACCCUCGCCUGUGUAGAUAAGACAGAUAUUAACCCGAUAGAGAAAUGCAUAAGAGUAUACAUAAACCAUGUAUAUUAUGUGUUAUAUUUGUCCUAUGAAACUGAGUAACUGCACAUGUGUAACUCGAAACAUUUUAAGGAUUUCAGACUGCAUUGAUAGUGAUUUAGUGAUGCUUGGAUUCCUUUGGAAAUGUUCAUGCUCCGUAUGUUGUCCCUUGAGUUCACAGAAUAAACAAAAGAUAACAGUUCA
This is a messenger RNA of Labeo rohita (rohu), 6564 nucleotides long. RefSeq names its product epidermal growth factor receptor pathway substrate 15-like 1a (gene eps15l1a). The coding region runs from base 112 to 2853 and encodes 913 amino acids. NCBI's taxonomy places the organism in Eukaryota, Metazoa, Chordata, Actinopteri, Cypriniformes, Cyprinidae. Gene Ontology annotation, biological process: endosomal transport; endocytosis. Gene Ontology annotation, molecular function: cadherin binding; calcium ion binding. The record is from RefSeq and is a predicted model, not a curated record. Gene Ontology annotation, cellular component: clathrin coat of coated pit; plasma membrane; cytoplasm. The transcript is spliced from 25 exons.